Molecule: messenger RNA, 5887 nt
Organism: Pseudophryne corroboree (corroboree frog)
Lineage: Eukaryota; Metazoa; Chordata; Amphibia; Anura; Myobatrachidae
Product: zinc finger protein ZFP2-like
Exons: 4
Coding region: 44-2122 (692 amino acids)
Biological process (GO): regulation of transcription by RNA polymerase II
Cellular component (GO): nucleoplasm
Molecular function (GO): RNA polymerase II cis-regulatory region sequence-specific DNA binding; DNA-binding transcription repressor activity, RNA polymerase II-specific
Source: RefSeq, a predicted model, not a curated record
GGAGGAGUAUAUAGAGGAACACAGAGGUCAGUACAAGGACGUGAUGAUGGAGAAUCACCGGCCCCUCACAUCACUGGAUGGGCCCAGUAACAGAGAUACCCCAGAGAGAUGUCCCCGUCCUCUGUAUUCCCAGGAUUGUACAGAGGAGAAUCACAGGAUCCCACAGGAGGAUCAUGUACAACUUCUGUCUGAUAUUAAAACAGAAGAUAUAGAGGGAGAAGAAGAGACGUAUGUGACUGAUAUAAAGGCAGAAGAUACAGAGGGAGAAGAAGAGACGUAUGUGACUGAUAUAAAGGCAGAAGAUAUAGAGGGAGAAGAAGAGACGUAUGUGACUGAUAUAAAGGCAGAAGAUACAGAGGGAGAAGAAGAGACGUAUGUGACUGAUAUAAAGGCAGAAGAUAUAGAGGGAGAAGAAGAAAUGUAUGUGACUGAUAUAAAGGCAGAAGAUACAGAGGUAGAAGAAGAGACGUAUGUGACUGAUAUAAAGACAGAAUAUAUAGAGGGAGAAGAAGAGACGUAUGUGACUGCUAUAAAGGCAGAAGAUAUAGAGGGAGAAGAAGAGAUGUAUGUGACUGAUAUAAAGGCAGAAGAUAUAGAGGGAGAAGAAGAUACGUAUGUGACUGAUAUGAAGGUAGAAGAUAUAGAGGGAGAAGAAGAGACGUAUGUGACUGAUAUAAAGGCAGAAGAUAUAGAGGGAGAAGAAGAUACGUAUGUGACUGAUAUGAAGGUAGAAGAUAUAGAGGGAGAAGAAGAGACGUAUGUGACUGAUAUAAAGGCAGAAGAUAUAGAGGGAGAAGAAGAGACGUAUGUGACUGAUAUAAAGGCAGAAGAUAUAGAGGGAGAAGAAGGGACGUAUGUGAGGGGUGAUCAGCAGUGUAAGGAGGAGGAGAUCCCUACAGAUAUCAGCACAGCAGAUGGACACACAAGCAGGAAUAUCUCAGAAGGACAUCUAAAGUUAUCCCCGGAUUGUGACAUAAAAGAUAAUGACAGUAGACAGGAUUCUCCAGGAGCUAACCCCAUUACCCCAAUUAUACAUCCAGCUCUAUCAGCUGGUCCCUCUGAUCCUGGGAAAUGUUCUCCUGAUCACUCUGAUAUUGGUGCAUCUGUUACAGCUCUGAGAGUAGAUACAGUGUUUCCCUGUUCUAUAGAUGCCAAAUGUUUUACACAGAACACAAAACUUAUUACCCAUCAGCCAGCUAAGGCAGGGCAGAGGCCAUUUCCAUGUUCUGAGUGUGGGAAAUGUUUUACAUACAAAUCACUUCUUGUAAGACAUGGGAGAAGUCACACAGGAGAGAAGCCAUUUCCAUGUUCUGAGUGUGGAAAAUGUUUUAUACAAAAAUCAGCUCUUGUUAUACAUGAGAGAAGUCACACAGGUGAGAAACCAUUUCCAUGUUCCGAGUGUGGGAAAUGUUUUACACUGAAAUCACAUCUUCUUAGACAUGUGAAAAUCCAUACAGGUGAUAGGCCAUUUCCAUGUUCUGAGUGUGGGAAAUGUUUUAUAGAUAAGUCACAUCUUGUUAGACAUGAGAGAAGAAGUCAUACAGGUGAGAAACCAUUUCCAUGUUCUGAGUGUGGGAAAUGUUUUCUAGAGAAAUCACAUCUUGUUAUGCAUGAGAGAAAACACACCGGUGAGAAACCAUUUCAAUGUUCUGAGUGUGGGAAAUGUUUUGUACAGAAAUCAUAUCUUGUUACACAUCACAGAGGUCACACAGGUGAGAAGCCAUUUCCAUGUUCUGAGUGUGGGAAAUGUUUUAUACAUAAGUCACAACUUGUUAGACAUGAGAGAAGUCAUACAGGUGAAGAACCAUUUCCAUGUUCUGAGUGUGGGAAAUGUUUUAUAGUUAAGUCACAACUUGUUAGACAUGAGAGACAUCACACAGGUGAGAAGCCAUUUCCAUGUACUGAGUGUGGGAAAUGUUUUGUACAGAAAUCAGAACUUGUUACACAUGGGAGAAUACACACAGGUGAGAAACCAUUUCCAUGUUCUAAGUGUGGGAAAUGUUUUAUACAAAAAUCAAAUCUUGUUAGACAUGAGAGAAGUCACACCUACAAAGGGCAAGGCGUUACCAACCAACAUGGGGGAAGCUUUCUCUCUGACCUCUCAUUACACAAGGUAUCCUGAUCCCGGCUCUAUGUGACCUCUCACAUCUAUCACUUGUGUCACAUUACAUCUUAUACCUGUAGUUUUAUGUUUCUGUUGUUUCCCUGUUACCUAUUCUGUAAGAUCUCCUGCUGUCAUUGUGUGAGGGGAGGGGAGUCACUUUCUAGCAUGAGUAGUAGUUUCUGGAACUGGAUUGCCCAGAGGAGUGUGGGAGUACCAUCCUGGAGGUGACGGGGGUGAGUGCUUAUUACCUAAUGAUAGGGAUACGGUCUGAUUGUCAUGUUCCUGCUACACCUCCGCUCUGCCUAAUAAUGAUUGCCACUUUAUAUAUGGGCAGCUGUGCCAGUGUCGCCCCACAUCUGUAUCUCACAGGCUGUCACAUAAGCCCCUAUAUCUGUUGUAUAUGCAGUAAUCAGUCUUGGGCACAAUUAUAUAAAUAAGUCAAUUUGUGGUAGUACUCCCACGACAUGAGUUAAAGUCCGGUACCCAUGCAGCGACGAAGCAAUGGGCGGCACUCAGGUCACAGAAAAUACAAACAGACAUACCUUAUAUCCCCCCUCAUGUGCAAUGAAUUUUGGCGUGGUUGCAGCGUUCUGACGCCUACAGAAGAUGUCAUCAUGCCGCCCCGCCUACCGGAGAUUUCAUAAUAGAUACAAACUGAAACAUAGAAACAAGAAUUGUUAUACACAAAACAAUUUAAACAGACCAGGAACAAGUACAGAUGCCAUGUAAUAAAUACAGAUCAUAUAUGUAGAUACAUACUUCUAGAUGAUUAUGAAUAUUAAGGUUGCUGACCACAUCUAUACAUCAUUAUAAAAAGCAAUGAAGACCAAGAGACUCGUUAAGGCCUUUGGGAGAAAGAGUUUGCAGCUCAUGAAUCCAUCUGGAUUCUUUCUGCAAUAAAGUGAUCUAUUCCCACCUCUCAGAUUCGCAGGUUUGUGAUCUAUAAUGAUAUAUUUUAAACAGGCGAUGUUAUGUUUGGCUAGGGCAAAGUGCAGAGCGACCGGCUGGUCACUAGUCCCACUUUGUAUGGCCUUUCGAAUGGCCAAUUUGUGAUUAGCCAUACGUUCCCUUAGUGUACAGUCGGUUUCACCGACAUAAUGCAAUCCGCAUGGGCAGCUGAUAAGAUAUAUAAUAAAUCUAGUAGUGCACGUGACGCUAUGCUUAAUGGUGUAUUUUCUUCCACUGAACGGAUACCUGAACGUUCUCCUGGUAAGGAGAGAUCUACAUGUAGUGCAAUCAAGGCAUCUAAAGUAACCUUUUUGUAAAGACAAAAAGAUGUUUUGUUCACUCUGGAGUGCAGACCAGUCACAUCAGAUCUGACUAGCCAGUCAUGUAAAUUACAACCUCUCGUGUAUGUGGGCAUGAUGGUUGUUCCCAUAAGAUUCAGAUCCUUGUCAGUCUCUACCAUGGGCCACAGGGAUUUGGUAGUUUUGGCAAUUGCCCUACUAUUACCAUUAUAGUGAUUAACCCAUGGAAACCGGGUGCUGCCAAUUUUUUUCUCUUUUUUGGCCAAUAAAGUAUCCCGAUUCAUAUUGAGAGCUUUGUUCUUAGCCGCAAACAACAAUUGAAGAGGGUAUCCCCUCUGUCUAAAUUUGCUAAUCAUGUUGUCAAUUUGUAUGGUAGCUUUGGAUUUAUCACUGCAAAUUCUCACCGCCCACAGGAACUGAGAAUAGGGUAAAGCCAAUUUGCAUGAGAGGGGGUGAAAACUUUCAAAGUGAAGCAGCGUAUUGCAGUCAGUGUUUUUAUAAUACAGGUCGGUGGAUAAAAUGCCCUCCUUACACUGUACUAGUACAUCAAGGACAUUGACACACUCUUUGCUGAUAUUAAAGGUAAAUUUGAUCGGAUGUUCCGUAGAGUUAUGAAAAUUCAUAAAUUCCCGGAACUUCUCCUCUGACUGUGACCAAAUGACAAACACGUCAUCUAUGUACCGUAAGUACAUGAUGAUGGAUUCCGAGACAGACCCGUCACUGAAAAAGAUAUCUUGCUCUGCAGAGAACAUGUAAGCAUUUGCAUAGGACGGGGCCACAGGGGACCCCAUCGCACAACCUGCUGUCUGCAGGUAAAACCUGCCAUCGAAAACAAAAUAAUUAUAUGUUAGCGUCAUAGUUAGAAGAUCUAGUACAAACUCAAUAUCUGGACCAACAUAUAAUGGGUUUCCUGUCAGUAAUUUUCGUACAGCGCAUAUACCAGUCUCAUUGUGAAUGACAGUGUACAGACUGGCAGUAUCUAUACUGCAUACAAUAUAGGAAUGUUCUAAUUGGACAAUCUGGAAUCACGCAACAAACCAAAAAUGAAGCAGCCCAGAGGUAAAACAAACCCCGCGGAGUCUUUCUCCAGAUAACGCCAAAGUAACAAGGGUAUAUAUGGGUGGUGGGGAUGUAUUACCUCAGGCGCUAAUGAUGAGCGUAACUUAUUAGAGUGACUAAGUGAAAUCACAAAUCCAGCAUAAUAGUGAACAAGGUGAAGCAAUAAAAUAAUUUCUUAUCUUGAAAAUAGAUAGCCAGGAGUCAUUUUUCCUCAAUGAAUAUUUUUCAAUUCACAGGUUCACAUGUGAAAAAGAGAGAGGAAUAUCAUAUGUAGCACAGUAACAACACUUUAAUACUGACAUACAAACAUGACAUAGAUAUGCAAAUAUAACAAGAAAGGACUAGCACAGUCUCUGUAUGAGGGGAGUCAGAAAAAUUACCAGCAGGUCUGAGAACCAAUGAAAUAGUUCUUAAAACGUACAAUGGCCUCUCCGGAUAAGCUGACCGGACUCCGUUCUUGGCAAAAGUUCUGCAACCCAAAUGUACCACAGAAGCUGCAAGGUCCACUGCUGGUCCCUCAAUAACCAACGCGUUUCCACCUGCUUUGCUGCAGUCUUUUUCAAGGUGAGAUGAGGGGCAGUCUGAUGAUACAGAAUUUAAACAUGUUCAACCAAUCCUCGUUUUUGUGCAAUUAUUUUGAACAGCUGUGUGUUCCCAUAGUUACAAUCUCCUCCAAUCAUAUUAAGGGGCUGAUCAUGAUUGCGUCGUGUCACUUCCGGGAAAGCUGUGGAGGCCAAUCGCAUCUAUCAAAAGGACUAUUUCUUUCUCUUAUUGGUGAUGUCUAGUCCCCGCUUCCGCCAACCUGCCUAGUGCAUGUUCGCCAACCGGAAGUCUCGGGCACCGGCUUCCGUGGUGAACUGAGGCCGGAUGAUCCCGGCCGUUCACUUCCGACCGCCUUGUUGCGCCAACCAAGGCCAGAAGUGCUGUGGUUUAGACGAUCCCUGCUUCCGCCAACCAUUCUGGGAGCAGGAUUGCCAACCAAACCCGGAAGUGCCUCUUCACAAUCAUAUCAGUCCUCGUAAAUCAUACGUCCAAUAUCAAAAUUAAAACAUAGGGGACUGUAAGAGAGUUUCUUCUUGGCUUCUGUCCAGAUAGGCUAGAAUUUAAAAGACAUACAUAAAUAUCCAGAAAUAAAUGCAUAAAAAUACAUUUUAUUAAAAAAUUCUAAAAAAACAUUUCACUUCAAAAUCAUUACUCAGUCCAGAUGGGUGUAGUGUAUUAAGUUCAUAUAUAACCUGCAUUUCAUUUUUAGCUAAAAUCGACAUAAUAUCCCUUUGUCUGUUGGAGCAUUUAAUUAAUUAAAACCCGCAAAUCUAAUGAUGUGUUUUAGAGAUUUGUUGUGAUGGAUUUUAAAGUGGUUAGACAGAGCGUGUGUAGUCAAUCCAUAUUUUUAUAUUUCUGCAAUGUUCGCUUAUCCGUACUUUGAGUGGUCUGGUGGUACGGCCAAUAUAAAAUAAAUGGUUUUUUAGAUGAUUGU